This is a messenger RNA of Chenopodium quinoa (quinoa), 3476 nucleotides long. RefSeq names its product N-terminal acetyltransferase A complex auxiliary subunit NAA15-like. The coding region runs from base 224 to 2908 and encodes 894 amino acids. Gene Ontology annotation, cellular component: cytoplasm. The transcript has 26 exons. Gene Ontology annotation, biological process: N-terminal peptidyl-methionine acetylation. Gene Ontology annotation, molecular function: protein binding; protein-N-terminal amino-acid acetyltransferase activity. NCBI's taxonomy places the organism in Eukaryota, Viridiplantae, Streptophyta, Magnoliopsida, Caryophyllales, Amaranthaceae. The record is from RefSeq and is a predicted model, not a curated record.
CCCUACUUUUCUCCAUCCUCCUCUCUCUCUCUCACUCUCUUCUCUUCUCCCCUUUUCUCACCCUCAGUAGGGUUGCAGCAGAUAAACGCCACCUCUCUCUUUCUCUCUCCUCCAUUUCUCUCUCUUCCGCAGCCAUUAAAACUCCUUCAAGCUUUUCUUCGAAUCCACCACUGUUUCUCAUCACCUUCAUCGUCUCUCUCACCUCGGAAAAUCGCAGCCGAAAAUGGGCGCUUCACUUCCUCCUAAGGAAGCCAAUCUCUUCAAGCUCAUCGUUAAAUCCUAUGAAACAAAGCAGUAUAAGAAGGGAUUGAAGGCAGCGGAUGCCAUUCUGAAAAAGUUUCCGGACCAUGGAGAGACUCUGUCCAUGAAAGGGCUAACUCUGAAUUGCAUGGACCGUAAAGCAGAAGCUUAUGAACUUGUUAGACUUGGAUUAAAGAAUGAUCUCAAAAGUCAUGUUUGUUGGCAUGUGUAUGGCCUUCUGUAUCGCUCAGACAGGGAAUACAGGGAGGCUAUUAAAUGUUACAGAAAUGCCCUGAGGAUUGAUCCUGAUAACAUUGAGAUUUUGCGGGAUUUAUCUCUCUUGCAGGCUCAAAUGCGUGACUUGACAGGAUUUGUGGAAACAAGGCAGCGGCUUUUGAGCUUGAAACCCAAUCAUCGCAUGAAUUGGAUUGGCUUUGCAGUUGCACACCACUUAAACUCAAAUGCAUCAAAAGCAAUUGAAAUUCUAGAGGCAUAUGAAGGAACACUGGAGGAUGAUUAUCCACCAGAUAAUGAACGAUGUGAGCAUAGUGAAAUGCUGCUGUAUAAGGUGUCUCUGUUGGAAGAUUGUGGAUCCUUGGAAAGAGCUCAUGAAGAACUACAGCGGAAGGAAAUCAAAAUCGUUGAUAGAUUAUCUUACAAAGAGCAGGAAACUUCUCUUCUGCUGAAACUUAAUCGUCUGGAAGAAGCUGCGAAACUAUACAGAAUGCUGCUCUCCAUGAAUCCUGACAAUUAUAGAUACUAUGAAGGUUUGCAAAGAUGCCUUGGACUAUAUUCAGAAAAAGGACAGUACACUUCUGAAGAGAUAGAGAAACUCGAUGCUUUGUAUAAAUCACUGCAGCAAGAAUAUAAAUGGUCAUCUGCCGCUAAGCGGAUUCCACUUGAUUUCCUGCAAGGGGAAAAGUUUCAAGAAGCUGCAGACAACUAUAUCCAGCCUUUGCUUACCAAGGGUGUUCCUUCUUUGUUUUCAGAUCUGUCUCCUCUGUAUGAUCAACCUGGAAAGGUAGACAUUCUUGAAAAGUUGGUAUUGGACUUGGAGGGUUCACUCAGGAAAACAGGAGGUUAUCCUGGAAGAACCGAAAAAGAGCCUCCUUCUACCUUCAUGUGGACUUUGUUCUUGGUGGCACAGCAUUACGAUAGACGUAGUCAAUACAGCACCGCUCUUGAAAAAAUUGAUGAAGCGAUAAAUCACACCCCUACAGUGAUUGAUCUUUACUCUGUUAAGAGCCGAAUCUUGAAGCAUGCUGGUGACUUGAAGGCAGCUGCUGCUUUAGCAGAUGAAGCCCGAUGCAUGGAUCUUGCUGAUCGCUAUGUAAACAGUGAAUGUGUCAAGCGUAUGCUGCAAGCUGAUCAGGUGACUUUAGCUGAGAAAACAGCUGUCUUGUUCACAAAAGAUGGUGAUCAGCAUAAUAAUUUGUAUGACAUGCAGUGCAUGUGGUACGAGCUUGCAUCUGGUGAGAGCUAUUUCAGACAAGGUGAUCUUGGACGUUCUUUAAAAAAAUUUCUAGCCGUGGAGAAGCAUUAUGCUGAUAUAACUGAGGAUCAAUUUGAUUUCCACUCUUACUGUCUAAGAAAAAUGACUUUGAGAACGUAUGUGGAAAUGCUGAAGUUUCAGGACCGAUUGCAUUCACACUCGUAUUUUCAAAAGGCUGCAGCUGGGGCAAUCAGAUGCUACAUUAAGCUGUUUGAUGCCCCCUCCAAGUCAGCAACUGAAGAAGAUGAGGAGAUGUCAAAAUUGCUUCCUGCUCAGAAAAAGAAAUUGCGGCAAAAGCAGAGAAAGGCUGAAGCCCGAGCUAAGAAAGAGGCGGAAAGUAAAAAUGAGGAAGCAACUGCAAGCAAUGUCUCGAAAUCUGGAAAAAAACAUGUUAAAGCAGUGGAUCCUGAUCCUCAUGGAGAGAAACUUUUGCAGGUCGAGGACACAAUGAUGGAAGCUACAAAGUAUCUGAAGCUGUUGCAGAAAAAUUCAGCUGAUUCUUUAGAAACGCACUUGCUUUCUUUUGAAGUAAAUAUGAGGAAGCAGAAGGUUUUACUUGCUUUGCAGGCUGUAAAGAAUUUGUUAAGGUUGGAUGCUGAAAACCCAGAUUCACAUCGCUGUUUGAUUAGAUUUUUCAACAAGGUGAGCUCUAUGCCUGCUCCUGCCUCUGAUGCCGAGCGGCUUGUCUGGAAUGUCUUAGAAGCAGAGCGUCAAUCCAUAAGUCAAGUGCAUGAGAAAUCUCUGAUGGAUGCAAACAUGUCGUUCUUGACGAAGCAUAAAGAUUCCUUGAUGCACAGAGCAGCAGUCGCAGAAAUGCUUAAUCUUUUGGAACCAAGUAAAAAGUCUGAGGCUGUUAAGUUGAUUGAAGAGUCAUCAGAUGAUGUGCUUUCGAUAAAUGGAGCUUUUGGCCGUGUUGGGCAGUGGAAGCUUAAGGACUGUAUUGCCGUUCACAAGCUCUUGGAAAGUGUUUUGGUUGAUAAUGAUGCUGCAUCCAGAUGGAAGACACGAUGUGCCGAAUUUUUUCCUCAUUCUGUGUAUUUUGAAGGCUGCAAGAGCUCUGCUGUCUCGAAUGCCUAUCUAAACACCUCUUGCGAAAAUUCUGAAAAUGGGGCUGCAAAUCAUCUGGAUACUGGCUCUGUCACAAUAAAUGGGAAAUUGGAAGACCUGAAGAUUUAACGAGCAUGAUAACACCCGUUUGCAGACUGAUCUACGAGUAAAUGAGAUGCCUAUUUAAACAUGACUUGGGUCAGAAUGUCGGGAGAGAAAAAGGGGGUCGUGUUCCCGUGGAGUCAAAGACAAUCUAUUCCUGCCUGAUAUGCAUGUCUUAAGUUAUUGAAUCAUCAGAAGAAGGUCUGGGCUCUCAUGUGCAAGUCAUGCACCACACGAUUAUCAAUGUGCCUUGCAAAUGUGUAUAAUUAGGUCCAUUAUGACUAGGAUUUUUUCAUUUUUUGCCCCUCAAGAUGUGCUUUCAAUGAGAUCCUUGCUUUUGGGUUAUGAUGAUUUCAUACUCCACAUUUGGAGUUUGAUUCUUCUUUUCAAGGAACUCUGGAGGGUUACAGAAGUUUUUGGAUUACAGGGUUCCUUUUUGUGAUCAUCAAAAAAUAGAUGGAGAUGAACUACUCCGAAUUGUUGUAUUGUUUUUCAGAUAUUCUAAAUUAUCUUUUUUGUAUAAACGGCUUAAACGCCAGUCCAUGUGAAAUUUUUUGGUCAAUUCUAUAAUCUUAGUAGAAUUCUUAUUUAGGUA